UUGCACCAUUUUAAUGUUAUCGUAAAAAUGAUAACAUCAACACAUAAUUUUACUAAUUGACACAUUAAUUAAUACUAUCCGUCACUCACAUAUAUUAUAAUACGUAAAUAAGUAACACUACAUUUCGGUUUUCAUACUAAAAAAACUUAAAUAAACCCUCGUCAGCCUACAUGUGAUCCAAGUGAUUUUUUGUUCUACAUGUCUCACAAGUCCAAACUAAUUUCAUUCUGUUUUCUGCUUUUCUUUUCUUUUUCCGAACCAAAAUCUUCAUGGUUUAUCUCCGCGUUAAAGGCACCAUGCCUUUGGUAGUGACACGUUUGUAAUUGGGUUCCUAAAAAUAAACCACGUAAGCAAAGCUGUGUCCUUCUGUUCCAUCAACUUGGAUGACCAACCAUGAACCUCUAUGAGUCACUCAGGCUAUGCGUUGAAGAGUGAGAUUCCAUGUGAACGUUAAAGUGUAACUUGGUUGCCUGCUUGAGCUUGAGCUUUGAUAAUGGCGGUUGGAAGGAUUGGUAGAGGCUUAAUGGCUCCUCUUAUAGCAGUGAACUUGGUGGUCCAUCUGAUCAUGCUUGGACUUGCUGGAUGGUCUCUUGAUAAGUACAUCAAUGGAGAGCAAAAUCACCCUCAUUUGGGAGGAAACGCAUCAACAAGCUUUAUGUUGAUCUUUGCAUUGAUAGCUGGGGUUGUUGGUGCUUGUUCCAUGCUCUAUGGGUGGAUGCAUCUUCGGAUAUGGCGAACUGAUAGUCUAGCUGCUGCUUCUUCUUCAGCUAUCAUAGCCCAGGCUAUUGUUGCCCUCGCUUUCGGUUUCGUAUGUAAGGAGAUCAUCUUAGGUGGACACAGAGGAAAACGCUUGCAAACAUUGGAAGCCAUGAUUGCAAUAUCACUACUAAGUCAAUUGAUGUACCUGGUGCUUCUGCAUGCUGGGAUGUUUAAGAGCAGAUAUAGAUCAGGUGGAAUAGCCAUGGGUCAUCACCCCCGAACCACCGGCACGACAACUGUUAUCUGAGACUUCUGUUCAUAUCAGAAGGUGUAGAUUAAAUGACACUGUGUUUGUAUCAGUUUUUGUACGCAUGGAACUUGCAUGAGUGUUCAUUGUGAAUUUUGCCA
Prunus persica (peach) is the source of this 1107-nucleotide messenger RNA. RefSeq lists its product as uncharacterized. Lineage: Eukaryota; Viridiplantae; Streptophyta; Magnoliopsida; Rosales; Rosaceae. The record is from RefSeq and is a predicted model, not a curated record. The coding region runs from base 494 to 1006 and encodes 170 amino acids. The transcript has 4 exons.